This is a messenger RNA of Malania oleifera, 2068 nucleotides long. RefSeq names its product cytokinin hydroxylase-like. The transcript is spliced from 5 exons. Gene Ontology annotation, molecular function: iron ion binding; monooxygenase activity; oxidoreductase activity, acting on paired donors, with incorporation or reduction of molecular oxygen. Lineage: Eukaryota; Viridiplantae; Streptophyta; Magnoliopsida; Santalales; Ximeniaceae. The record is from RefSeq and is a predicted model, not a curated record. Bases 69 to 1622 code for a protein of 517 amino acids.
CACACCAUCUCUCUCUCUCUCUCUCUCUCUCUCUCUCUCUCUCUCUGUUUGGCGACGGAGCAGCGAGCAUGACCAUUGUGGUGGUGUGGAGUGUGUUGGUCGUAUUGCUCACGCUGUUCCUCAGAGUUGCUCACCAGACCAUCUCAUGUUACUGGCUCACUCCAAGACGCAUCAGGAAGAACAUGGAGAAACAAGGAGUGCGUGGCCCCAAACCUCGGUUUCUGGUUGGCAACAUCUCAGAUAUGGCUUCUCUCGUAGCCAAAUCCACCUCUCACGACAUGGAUUCCAUCAACCAUGACAUCGUCAGCCGCCUUUUGCCCCAUUUCGUCACCUGGUCUAAACAAUACGGGAAGAGAUUUAUAUACUGGAACGGGUUCGAACCGCGAAUGUGCUUGAUGGAGACUGAGCUGAUCAAGGAGCUUUUAUCCAAGUACUGCACCAUGUCCGGCAAAUCAUGGCUCCAACGAGAAGGAGCCAAGCAUUUCAUCGGCCGCGGUUUGCUAAUGGCCAACGGGGAGGAUUGGCAUCGCCAGCGUCACAUCGUUGCGCCAGCAUUCACCGGAGACAGGCUUAAGAGCUACGCGGGGUACAUGGUGGAAUGUACAAAGCAACUUCUCGAUUUACUGCAAAAUGCAGUGAAUUCGGGGGAAACGGAGGUGGAGAUUGGGGAGUACAUGACCAGACUCACCGCCGACAUCAUUUCUCAAACUGAGUUCGGAAGCAGCUACGAGAAAGGGAAGAAAAUAUUUCAGCUGCUUACCCAUUUGCAGCACCUUUGCGCCCAAGCCAGCCGCCAUCUAUGCCUUCCCGGCAGUCGGUUUUUCCCUAAUAAAUAUAACAGGGAGAUAAAGGCUUUGAAGAUGGAGGUGGAGAGGCUAUUGAUGGAGAUAAUACAGAGCCGGAAGGACUGCGUGGAGAUAGGGCGGAGCAGUUCCUACGGGAAUGAUUUGCUGGGGAUGCUGCUGAAUGAGAUGCAGAAAAAGAAAAACGAAAGCGGGCUGAGCUUGAACCUGCAGCUCAUAAUGGACGAAUGCAAAACGUUCUUCUUUGCGGGGCACGAGACCACUGCUCUCUUGCUCACAUGGACCAUCAUGCUCCUCGCCAGCAAUCCCUCCUGGCAAGACAGGGUUCGACAGGAGGUUGCUCAGGUUUGCAAUGGUGCCACUCCCUCUGUUGAUCAUCUUCCCAAGCUCGCCCUGCAGUUAAACAUGGUAAUUAACGAGUCCCUGAGGCUGUAUCCGCCGGCAACCCUUCUUCCCCGAAUGGCAUUCGAAGACAUCAAACUAGGCGAUCUCUGCAUCCCAAAAGGGCUGUCCAUAUGGAUCCCGGUGCUGGCACUUCACCACAGUGAAGAGCUAUGGGGAAAGGACGCAAACGAGUUCAACCCGGAUCGAUUCGCCACAAAGUCUUUCGCCCCCGGUAGGCAUUUCAUCCCUUUCGCUGCCGGCCCCCGAAACUGCAUCGGCCAGUCCUUCGCCAUCAUGGAAGCUAAGAUCAUACUCGCCAUGCUAAUCUCGCGGUUUAGCUUCACCAUUUCGGAGAAUUAUCGACAUGCCCCCGUCAUUGUCCUUACCAUAAAACCCAAGUACGGAGUUCAAAUCUGUCUGAAAAAAUUGGAUUAAUAUAUAUAUAUAUAUAUAUAUAUAUAUAUAUAUAUCAUAAAUGUUAAUUAGUUAAAGUAUUAAGUUCUGAUCAGUAGGCAGAGAUAGCGAUGGCCCUUUUUUCUAUCUCUCUUUCUUUUCUUUCCUUUUUUUUUUGGCUCGAGGGAGAAUGAUCAAAUUAGUAGUUGUUUUUGUCCAGUUUUUUUGUGAAGAGGAACAGAUGGAAUGACUCUAAGAAGAAAAAGAAAGAAAGAGAAUCAAAUUAUCAAUUAAACAAAGAUAAGCCCUGCAUAUGCGAUGUAAGCCCUGCAUAUACGAUGUGUACGUGGGUUUGAUCCUUCAAGUCUAUCUUUUUUUUUUUUGUGGGUUACGCCGGCAGCAUAUAUGAUCACUGGUGAUUCAACAAAUUAUAGUGCUCGGUCGGUUCUGAUCAGGUUGACAAUUAAAUAGACAAGUUGUGUUGAUAA